AUGGUGUGGUCUGUAAAAGUGGUCGAGACAAGAUCUACGCUUCAAGAUCAGUCGAUUCAACCCGAGAUUACCUGGUGGUUGUGGGUGGAAGAUGGUGGCGAUGACACAGAUCUACCGUUUGGUGGCCAGAUCUACCGUUUGAAGUUGAAGGUACUGGCUGUGGCACAGAUCCAGAGUUUUCUGUACCAGUUGUUGAAAGGUGUGGCUCAUUGUCAUGGCCAUGGUGUGCUUCACCGAGAUCUAAAGCCGCAGAACUUGUUGGUUGAUAAGGAAAAGGGGAUUUUGAAGAUUGCGGAUCUUGGGUUGGGUCGGGCGUUUACAGUUCCGCUUAAAAGCUAUACUCAUGAGAUUGUUACGCUUUGGUAUAGGGCUCCGGAGGUUCUAUUGGGACCGGCUCAUUACUCGACUGGAGUUGAUAUGCGGUCUGUCGGUUGUAUUUUCGAUUUGUGGAAAUUGUAUGAGUUUGGAGGGACAUUUAUUGCUGUUUGA
This is a messenger RNA of Helianthus annuus (common sunflower), 489 nucleotides long. Its product is annotated as cyclin-dependent kinase B1-1-like. Gene Ontology annotation, molecular function: ATP binding; cyclin-dependent protein serine/threonine kinase activity; cyclin binding. The transcript is spliced from 5 exons. NCBI's taxonomy places the organism in Eukaryota, Viridiplantae, Streptophyta, Magnoliopsida, Asterales, Asteraceae. Gene Ontology annotation, biological process: regulation of G2/M transition of mitotic cell cycle; regulation of gene expression; signal transduction. Gene Ontology annotation, cellular component: nucleus; cyclin-dependent protein kinase holoenzyme complex; cytoplasm. The record is from RefSeq and is a predicted model, not a curated record. The coding region runs from base 1 to 489 and encodes 162 amino acids.